UUGUCAUUGCCUUCUGGGUGAGCCUGGCUGCCUUCGUGGUGCUCCUCUUCCUCAUCUUGCUCUACAUGUCCUGGUCGGGCUCCCCGCAGAUGAGGAACAGCACCCAGCACCACCAAACCUGCCCCUGGGGGCACAGCCUCAACCUGCCCCUCUGCAUCCAGAGGCACCUGCAACGCCACAGGCCCCCCCAGGGGACCUCACAGGCUCCAGCAAGCUCGGUGGAGGACCCAGGGAGCAGAGCUGGCCCUGACCAGCGGCCGCAGCAGGAGAGCCCCUCAGCCUCGCCCCCCCAGGGACCCCAGGCCAAACCCACUCUCCUCUGGGAACUGGCCCUCGACGGUGGGCCCCAAGCAUCAGCUGACGUCAGGAACAAGCCCAGGGAGCCUCCCCCAGACAAAACCUCUCAAUUGCAGAAUUGACACCAGCAGGCCAAGGCCGUAGCUGAGUGAACUGGUGAAUCAAACCAACCUGGGCACACACAGUCUGUCUAGAGGCUGUCUGCACGCAGCAGCAGGUGCGACUCCAGGAGGUGCACCACGUGCCUCAGACAAAGGCGUGCAAAUGGCCCUUCGAGCACAGAAGAGUUGUCCCGGGUACUGAUUUUAUUUAGCGCACUUAAGCUGCUUACCUAUGGUUAUGUUCGCUUUGGGAAGGACGGGAAAAUAAAUAUAUAUGA
Molecule: messenger RNA, 676 nt
Organism: Lemur catta (Ring-tailed lemur)
Lineage: Eukaryota; Metazoa; Chordata; Mammalia; Primates; Lemuridae
Gene: MRAP
Product: melanocortin 2 receptor accessory protein
Source: RefSeq, a predicted model, not a curated record